Strongylus vulgaris is the source of this 248-nucleotide messenger RNA. NCBI's taxonomy places the organism in Eukaryota, Metazoa, Nematoda, Chromadorea, Rhabditida, Strongylidae. The record is from the annotation of a GenBank genome assembly.
UUGUUUUUAGAAGAAGCGGCAAAACAAUUGGCUGAACUCAAGUUCAAACUUCAAGAGGCCGAGCGCGAGAACACCAAUCAUCAAGGCAGCAUCAUCCGAGUGGAAGGCCAGAUGAAGCGAUUCAAAGCGAAUGCCGAAGCACUUGAGAAGGAGCUGGAUGAAGUUAAAACACAAAAUCGGCAGCUUAAGAAAGACGUAAGUCAUGCUCCUCAAUAUCCGUCAUACUUCCUUUGUUUCUUUUGUUGACA